Pocillopora meandrina is the source of this 16681-nucleotide messenger RNA. Lineage: Eukaryota; Metazoa; Cnidaria; Anthozoa; Scleractinia; Pocilloporidae. The record is from the annotation of a GenBank genome assembly.
AUGGUGCACGAUCGAGGUGGGAAUGCAAAAGCUAAAAAUAAGAAGAAGAACGGCGAAGUUCGAAGAUCCAGGUUAAGUAUGUUCGAUUCGGUAAGAUCGUCGUCGAGCGCUGUUCUGUCGCAGAGUUCUUCAGGUGGAGAUGACACAGGUUAGAUUGCUGUUUCCUUUAUUAGCGGACUUUUGUGGUUAAUGUUAAAGUGAAGUCAUUUGUUCCAAACAAAGGUGAGCUUUCUGAGGUAUUCUGCUGGAGCAAACACGCGAUUAGAUUGUAGACCAUGUGAAACAAGCAAAAUAUAUUUAAAGCGCGCUUUUAGCGUAACUCCUGCGAUCUUUACGCAACUUUUUUUUUUCUAAAUGAAAACAUUUUGUGACCGUAGAAUUUGAUGUCGACGAAGAACUACCCGACGAUGAAGAAAUCGAAAGAAGAUUUUCGACGUUAUUGGUAAGUUGGAAUUCAACUUAAUUCCAAAGUAUUCGAGAGUUUCGAUAGGUUAUAUUUGUGCGGUGCACGAAAGGUAAACAACUGCUGAUUACUUUGUCAACUUUUUAAUGCUUUGCCCUGUCCUUCUUGUAGGAAAAGAUGACAUUACCUCCAGAAAGAGCUGCGGAGCUCGCUAAAAGUCCGAAGGCUCACAAAUGGAAAAUGAUCAAAGCAAAGGUAUCCAGAUUUUUCCUUCUUAUUUAAUGUUCCGAUGGCAACACAAUAUUUGAUCACUUAGCGAGUCAGACUCAAGCGUUUUAAAUUAGUUCAGAAGGUUAAAAUUUGAACCCAGUUUUGAAAACUUACGGGAAUAUGUGUUUGAUAUUGCCUGUAAAAAGGCUUGGUAAAAUUAUUUUGAAAAGUCUUUAUUUUAUGUCUGGGACGCCUAACAUGGCAUCCAUAACACGUACGUCAGUCGAAAGUGACAUAUUAUCGAUGUUGGUAUUAAACUUUAAUUAAUCCUUUUGUCGCUACAGAGAAUAAAACUACAAUAGGAUCUGAUUGCUUGGAUUAUAGUCGUGGCUUUUCCCACGGUUUCCCCGUCAUUUAUUUUACUUUGAAUGCUGAGAAACUGGGGUAUAAAUUGAUAUCUUUGCGCCGUGCAAUAAAUGUCAUCGGAAACCAGUAAAAAAUUUUAUUGUUUGACUUUGCUAUAAAUAUCCUGCGGUUAAUAUUGAAAGAGAGUCUAAUUGGGAAGUUUGCAGGUGGCACAGAAUAAAAUUCGUGUUUUAUAGCAAAAAAGGGUUGCAACGAAGUUCCUAGCUCGUUUGGUCGCUAAUACUGUAAGUUUUCGAAAUACUUUGAGCUUCUGAUCUUUCUUUUGUGACUCCUAAGUGUACUUAAAUGAAACAUUGUAAUUAAUUAAUGCAGAACCUUAGUAACAACUAAAACUGUUGGCUUUCAGUUGAUGACGAGGAAUAUUUGAAAGGUCUGUCAAAAAGUUAAGGAACAAAAGUUUUUCAUCUGAGUCAUUCUAAUGUUAUAAAGAAAAAGCAAGCUGCUAAUUAUUUGCUGUAAAUUUACAAAAGAGAAAAAUUCUAUUCCCAAUGUAUUUUAGAUGAAGUGCCUAAUUUUUUGAACAUCAUUUUACAUACUUUACCAAUCUUUUCAAAUUGUUGAAGCUUAUUUGUACACACUUGCUGGUAAUUUGAUCUUCAGAUAAAAUCUGCCAUUUUCUAAGACAAAAUACUUUUUCAGGAAAGUAUACACCUGUAACUACAAAUGUUAAAUACUCCUUUAAAAAAAAAUUGUGCUCAGAGAUUAAUGAUUUAACUUAAAACAUGCAUAUGGGUACUGUAGAGUGGUAUGAGCUAUGAACACCUGCCAGAGCACCACAUGUUAUCCAGUAUUAGACCUGUCAUGCAUGUUUUGUUGUAACUUCUAGACUCCCUGAUCUAGAGGGGUAUUUACAGGGCUGUUAAAACCCUGAUGGAGCAAAGGACAAAUAUGUAUCUACCUUGUCAGUACCUCAUUUAAGAUAGAGGAUAAAUUUUCAUUAAUCUUUUUUUUCCCUGAUUUUAAAACUCCAACUUAAGUAAGAUUUAUAUAUGUAUACCUUAGCUGUGCAGAAGAGAGUGGCAGUCAAUGCCAUAAACCUAUUCCUCAGUGGCACACCACCAAACUGGCCAUACUUGAUGAGAAAGUGUUAUUAUUUUUUUUAUGAAACAAAGGAAAGAGCUCUGAUAAUAUAUUGAACGUAUGUAAGCUCAGUUUCAUUAAAAAACAUAAGCUCUACAUAAUGAAAACAUGCAGCUCACUGCGUGGCCACCAACUUGGCAACUCAAGUUGCUAAUUAAUUUCUCUCCCAAAUUUUUUCCACAAUAACCUUGUCAACUGAAAGAGUGAUAAUAUGACUUGCUGAAAAUAUCUUUGUUUAGAAGCAGAGCUCUCAAGUUUAUUUUCUGGCAAAGAGUGAGAUUUUUAUUGUAUACUUUGAUUGAUUGAUUGCCACAGCAGGUAUCACCUUCCUGGUUGUUAUGGGGGCAUGCUCCCUAGAAAAUUGUAAAAACUAUAGUAGCUCAGACAUGCAUUUCUUUGUUCUGAACAAUAAAUUCCAUUGGUGGAAAGUGCUUAAAACAAAUACAAGGGACACAAGAGUAGAUAAUAUUCAAAUAGUACUUACUGAACUGAAGCAGAAUUUUGCUACCUCAAAAUCAAUAGUUAAAAUCAGAAACCAAAAUGUGCAAGAAAUAAUAUUGAAGAUUGACCUCAUUUGUGGGAGACUUGAGAGCUCUGUAUAAAAGGUAUCUGUAACCUUAUAUUUAUUCAAGUGAAUGAUACAAACUGUUCAAUAUAUUUUUCCUGUGCCAUUGAGGUUCAAUAUGAUUAACCACAGAUAUGAAUUUAUCCUGUUUUUUAUAGGAAUUAAUGCAGCCCAAGUAUACUUCAGGAUUUUAUAUUGAUCAGUUAAAAUCCCACAGGGAUAUAGCACUCAAUAAAACACUGAACAAGAAACUCCUGAAGGGUUUGGAGCCUGUAGAAAUGGUGCUAAGAUCCCUGGAAGUGGACCUCCGCACCCAUCCAAACACAACGUAAGCAAUUUUGUAAUGAAAUAGAAGUUGUACAAGCCACAAUUUUUUUAUUGUUGAUGGAGAUUAAUAUACAUGAAAGGAACAUAAGAUAUUGGAUGUGCGACCAGAAUGGCUUCAAAUUAUUAAAACUUUUCAUUCACAUAUUUGAUGUCAUCUACUGUAAUAACUACACAUUAGACUUCCUAUGAAAAAUCUGACUGGUUGAGAGUAUUCAGUAAAUAUGUAAUAAUUUUUUAAUUUGACAUGACAAAUGUUAUAUCUGGAGCAGAUAUUGCAUUAUCAUAUCAAGUUCAAAGCCUGCAUAGUUUCCAAGCCCUCUGUAUGUGUAGCGUUCUCAAACUUUUAAUUAGAGUCUUCUUAAAUUGCCGAUUGUUUAAAAAGUGUAUGAUAAAAAAUUAUUCAGUUUGGCUUUUACUGAUACAAUGAAUUAUCAAACCUCAUGUCAAGUUAUCUCCCUCAGCCUUUGAUUUCUGCAGAUCACUCAGACCUCAGUUUUGUUAAUUCAUGAUGUGAUAUGCAAUUUCAUCCAAUAAUUCUUAAUAUUGAGGUACAAUAGCUAGUUAUGAAAUGCCCUCUUUUUCAGGCUGGAUAAUAAUAAAUUCAGCAGGGACACUUGCCCCCACUACACUCUUCAUUUACUUUUAUAAUCUAUUUGAUUUGAUUUCUUUCUUCCAGAUGGCUGCGUGAAUUUAUCGAUGAUCCAUUCAGGGGUCACAUUGCAUUGAUUGAAUUCCUCCAGUACCUUCACUUAAAUCAACCACCAGCAGAAGAUGAAGAUGUACCAAAGAGGAAGGGAAAACCAGAUGUUUUGGCUAGAGACUAUGUAAGUGUAAAAUGUUUUCUAAGAUGUAGUUUAGUUUUGAAUUGUCAUUGCUCUUGUUAGAUAAUAAAGGACCAUCAGUAGUGAGUUAGUCAAUGAUUUAUUAAUGAUGGGUAUGGCAUUUAUUAUUGCAGUAAGUUGUUUUUUGAUGUGAGGGAAGUUAGUGCAAAGUGUUGCUUGAUUUUGUAAUCACUCUUCUUCUCAUUGUUUCAUUCAUUCAUUCAUUCAUUCAUUUCCUUGUCUCUUAUUUACUCAUUUAUUCAUUAAACUCUACACCUUACAGAAAAGUCUAAUGUUUUGCUUCCUUUCAGAUCGAUGAACAUCUCUGUCUGAUGUGUAUGAGAGUUUUGAUGAGAAACAAGGUAUGUCCAAAAUGUUAUGGAACUUUCUACUUUUCUGCAAAGUGCAAUCCCUCCACAAAUUAGUCAGGCUUGGUAGUUUUAAUAUAAUUGAGCCAUUGUAUUAUACCAUGACACAUAUUAGCUUUGUAACUCAAACUUUCAAAAGUUUUCAUAGGUUUUUAUCAAUGGUGUUACUAUUUUCACUGAUUGGUCAAAAUCUUUCUCUUGAGUUUUAUGAGUUGUACUUCUAAACCCAUGGCAAUUUUUUUGAAGGGAAUAUAUUAGGGUAAAUUUCUGUUAGAUUACUCUUGGUGUUAGAUUCCACUUGGAAUGUGGGAGGAAAGUUUUAAAGUUUGUAAACCACCUGCCUUUGCAUUGUCAUUUAACAAACUUUCCCAAUUGUAUUUUUUUGACAUUCCAUGUGGAUUAUUACCAAUACAAAGUUAAAUUAAUUUUAUUGGUUGAUUCACCAUUAUUGCCUGACUCCUGAAUAUUUUAUUUUAAUAACAUUUGAUUUUCUUUUUGCAGUAUGGCUUUCAGUCAGUGAUGAGUGUGGAUGAUUGCCUAAAAUCUAUCAUCCUCUGUUUAAAUAUAAAAAGUUUAAAAACCCAGGCACUGGUUGUGAAGGUAUGGAACUACACAUUUUGCGCCCAUUUAUUUAACAACAUAAUAGUUUGGAUGCCAUCAGUUUAACGGUUUCUGCAAAUAUAUUUUUUGUAUGGAAUUUUGCCCUUUCAAUGUGAAACCUAUGCACAUUCCCCAAGAUACUAAAGUUUUAUAGUUACGCUAUCUGAUUAAAUACUUUUCUUCACGUUAAAGCUACUAUGUAAUCUGAGACCAACAAUGUACAUUGUAUUUUUCAAAAUAAUCAUUUUAGCGCCAAUUUGCGCGCGCUAUAAUGUAAAACUUGUAUGCCCCCCCAAUAAAUUUGAUGACGAUGAUGAUGGUGACAAUAAUGAUGAUAAAAAAUAGCAAGUAAGCAAAUAUACUAGGAAAACUAAAAAAACUUGUGCCAAAAAGUAAUGCAGGCUCUGACAGUUAGAGGAAAUCAGAGCUUUUUUAAUCAUCCCUUUUAGUAACUUGACGAGCUUAGAUUACUGUCCAUAAUGAUUAUGUUGACAAUCUUUUUCUCCUUCCAGAUGUUAACACAAGCUUGUAUGCAGUCAGAAUACUAUGAAAAAGUUAUUGAUGCAAUCAGGUUUUAUGCAAGAACAACGCGAGAGACGCGCACAUUUGAAACACUGGUGAACUUGAUUUACAAGAGGCCCAUAACACCACAGUUCCAGGUACAAAAUGGCAAAAGUGAUAUGCUGAUGUAUAUGUAUUAAAUGUAGCUAAGCUCAGUUAAACCUUUCCUCAGUUGUGGGAUAGACGUGGUUUUGGAGAUGACGUUUAUGGUGCAUUUCGAUUGAUAGUCGGAAAACCAAAUCCAAAGUAAUAUCUUAUCACAACAGCCAAUGAGAAGAAAAGAAACAAUCACUAGGAGCCAAUGAGACCAUAGAAUGAAAACAAGUAAACUGGCUGGCCCUGAUUGUUUAAAGACUGAAGAACGCUAUUCACUGGAUAGAUCUCUUUCUGCGUUUUGUGAACUCUGAUCCGCUGGAGAGCGAUUUUAUCUGUUGGAUAGCGUUAUCCGCCCUUGAACAACAGGGCUCCGGAUUGUGGGAAAAACACCGAAAUCUUUAAUCACUAUCGACCCACAGUAUCGAAAACUUCUCCAUUUUGUGAACCUUCAUUCUUGUGAAUUCUACGCCACGUAAAGCGCGUCGAUGUUGGGGCAGAUUUUGCGCAGAAUGUUUUAAUUUCGGCAACAAAGCAUUCACUCUGAGCACUGUUUACGUGAAUAAAAUGACUGUGCUAUAUUUUACUCAGUUUAGCAGCAAUAGGAAGGUGUAAGAGCACAAAAGAUAGUAAAAAGACAGUACAUUCAUGUGUAAGCUAUAUUAUGCUAAAUAAGAUGUUAUGAUUAUUUCUUUCAGACACUCUGUCUGAAUUUUUUCAACUCGUUGAUCGGUAUCUCGCCAACAUUCAACAAGAAAGUUUAUCACCAACAAGAAAUCGAAGAUGCAGGAUUUGAUGUGGAGCGUUUGGAAAGGGUACUGUUUCAUUUACACUUUCACUCCUGCUGUCAAAGUACACUGCUGUUAUAGUGAACGUAUUUAUGCUUUUUUCACAGGGAUUGGAAGGUAUGGAUGCUUCAUCUGUAAGAGAAGCGAUUAAAACCUGGCAGGACAACUACAUUCACGUACAAGCUGUCAUGGACGAGUUUGUGACUCUCAGAGAGCGUACUAAGUACCUAAGAGACGAGGUAGGAAAUUGCACAAGACGUAGUGUAAUUACUAACGAUUCUUUACAACUGAAUAAAGUACGAAAAUAGUUUGAUUCUGUAGGGCCAUAACUUCCCUAAAAUGUACACGGUUAUACCUUUUUAAGUCUCUGGCAACGUGUUAAGAGGUAGCAAACCUGUAACUGAAUUUUACACGAUUCCUUCAAUCGGUCAUCGAAGGGAAAGCUUUUCUCCAGGCGCUCAAAUGUUUUAAUUAGCUUUUAACUGACCUUCUGCCUUAAUUUGCGCUAACUGCGUCCGAAUAGUUUCUCAAUGCCAAAAAAUCCCUGUAUAAUCUAUUUGGUGAUGAAAGGGCUCAAAUUUUCAGUUCCUAAGCGAUCAAAAAAUGACCACACCUAUGAUCAACCCACAUCCAUGCAAUCUCACGCGAAUGGAAUCAAUGGAUUUCUUAAUUUUCGUUUUCGUGAAGCUCUUGAAAGAGACUCUGGAAAUUUUCUUCUGUUUCCGCUGUUCCUUCUACAAUGUGAUGCAAAAAUUAUCAGUUUUACAGCAUUACUUAAAAUACAUUCGAUUACAAGGGUUUCGAUAAAGCGCGAAACCAAGCAGAGCGCAGGCUCAACAGAUGACAGUGAGAGGUCUUUUAACUGGCUAUUAUGGAAACCCCUAAAUGAGCUCUUUAAUUCCUGGUGGGCAUUUAGUUAUGUUUUCUUUGUUUUCUCACAGGUCGAUCUUUUGCAAACUAAACUUGAGGUAAGAGGCCUGGGAAUUUCUUCAUUCGUAUAACGUCUGAUCAAUAGCUCUGAUUAUUUCAAGGAGGGACAACUUGAAAACAGUUUUCUAUAAAUCAAAACAGUGGCUAAAGAAGGCUUUGUAUUGCUUAUUUGAUGUUUUACAGGAAUUUCAAAGGGAAAACAGUGAACUGAAAACACGAAACACAGAGGUAAGAGGUGUUUUUUUUUAAUCACGGGACGUUACCUAUACAUCGUUUACUCACUGCUGUCAAUGAAUCGAAGUAAGUAGACGAAAUGGCGCACUGAAUUAACACCAGAACACGUUAACCGUUAAUUGAACUGCGGAGAUACUUCGAGCACCUUGAUUGGUCAAAAACCUAUCGUUCAUUGGACCAGUAAACGCAUAGAAAAUCACGAGCCAGAACCGAGUGAUCUACAAACUUUCUCGUGUUCUCUCAACAUCCCAAAAAGGUUGAUAAGUCGGUAAACUGAAAGAAAGUGCUGUCUAUUGCUUAAGUAACCAUAUAAAAGUACAGUGUAGCUCUUGGUCACCAAAACACUUCAACAGUCGGCUUUUAGCUUGAACUUAGCUUACAACACUACUGACAUCAGAAAAUCUUUUUCUUCUUCUAUUAGAAUGGAUAACCAUUUAUAACGGAGCGUGUGUAUAUCUCUAUCAUAGUUUAUUCUGAUCUUACUUUUACCUUAGGAUUUGUUUCGAAAUUUUUUACCGGAGAUUUAUUAUAAACUUAUUCAAUCUUUUUAAACGGUUCUUUUUUUAACGUUUUUUUUAGCUCGAUAUGCGAUCUGAAGAAUACAGACUGCGAGCUACAGAACUACAAACGACCCUGGAGAACGUUGUGGUUAGUGAUUUGUAUUUUCUUCUUGGCAGUUAAAACGCGUGAAUAUAAAAAAUAAAGAACGCCCUCAUAGUACAACGUUUAGUUGUGCAGUUAUUGCUAACACCUAGAUAUAACAAAAUUAGUAUUUGCUAUCCCUUUAAACCUGGCAUUUAGGAUACAUCGAGAAACUUUUAUUCACAGUGAAGAAUGUAAUCUUACACAUGUAACUGUCUCAAGCAGAAACUCUAAUCUCCUCUUAAUACAGGUUUUAUAUUUGAAAAGCGUCCCGGCCAAUAUUGGCGUCAACCUUUGGUCGAUAGAGGUGUCCGCCGACUACAUUUAUUUGCAGUAAAUAUGGGAGGAAAAUUUGAGGACUUGGGCAGGACUCUGCUCAGUUUAGGAUUUCCCCUUUAUGUGGCUUGUCAGCUCAGUAUGUUGUCCGCUAAACACAGGGUCUUCUUAUUCAUAUUAAUUUUCAGAAACAAGUCAAGCACGAGGCUGACCAAGUUGAAUUGCCGAAUGAACUCGUUACCAGUGUAGCCGAGGCAGCUGCAGCAGUGGCCCCACCUAUUAGCCCUCCACCACCGCCACCACCCCCUCCCCCACCAGUUCCGAAUGGUAGGUUCUCUAUGUUUAAUAUUAGCAAAGUUAUUGGUUUUCUGCGUCGGAGAGGGAGCGAAACACUUUUUUCGAUUGUAGACUUGAAGUUGUCAAAGAUAGACCAUCACAGCAAAUUUUGCUAAGAUGACGUUCAUUGGAGCAAAGUUGUUUAUUUACCUUCGAAAAGCGGCUUAUGCUCGAAGCUUCAGCAUUUAAUUUCCGGUUUGUUACGGAGGUCUGCUGAAAAAGCUAAUGACCAGCUAUGUGUUAACAGGUGGAAUGUGCAGACUUCUCUGCACUGAAAUAUGUUGGUAGGUGUCUGUGCAAGGAGGCACUCAUCAUGGUGUAAAUGUUACUGUGAAUAGUAAGGCUGUGACUAAUCAAACAACAUUUGUUUUGUUUCAUCGCAGGAAUGCUGGUGCCUCCCCCACCCCCUCCCCCUGAUAUAGGUAAGUGAAGGCAAGAAUGGGGACCUUUAGCUCGCUUCCUCUGAAUAAAAGAAAAGAUCAAGAGUUUAAUCGUAAAUAUAUUGUAAAGUUUCGCUGUCAGUAUAGGUAUGUUUUUCCCAUCAGUUGUGAUGGGAAAAUUCGUGUAGGGGGUUUGUACCUUUUCAAUGAAAAUGAAGGCGACGGAGCUUUCUUCUUGCCGUUUGGCCCCUAAAAAAUUCUCCCCAAAAACUUUCGUGUUCAAGUUUCCGUUAGGAAUUGUAAUUGUUGUCUUGUAACGUUUCUAGACGGGACUCCAUCCUUGAGACGACGUGUAGCUACUAACAAAGUUCGUCUCCCGAUGCUGAAUUGGACGCCAAUAUCAUCUCAGUCGGAUGCAACAGCAUUCUUUAAGGUACGUCUAUUUCUGACACAUUUUGGCCAAUCACAACCAAAAUUUAAAUAUAGACACUAAAGUAACUCGUAAUUGUUCCGAACCAGUUUAACCAGUAGCUUUUCUAUAAGCCACAGGGCUGCUACAGUUUGAAGCGAUUUAAAGGUGUCAUUCCUCCCUGAGACAGAAGAUCUUCUGUGAUUUUGGAAUUGACUGUUCCCAACAAAAACGGGAUCCAAUGAACGGUAGAAAUUGAGCCUAGUUAGACACUAACAUUGUGAGUAGAAAAAUUUGUCAGGGACAAAGAGCAAAACGCUUAAAGGGGUUUUCAAAGAAUAAGAACCAAGCUAAUGAAAUACACGUUUAGAUAGUGUAAUCUCUCGGCUUAGAAUUCGUUACUCCGAUAAACCUUCCUCUUGCUUCAUUUCUGGUUUUUAAUUUUUGUUUUCUCGUCACCUGUAACAGGGAAUUAGCGAUGAGGAAGUAAUGGAAGUUCUUGACUUUGCCGAUUUUGACCGAAAAUUUGAACUGAAAGUAAAUGAAACCUCUGAGGAUCUCAUCGCCAAAAAGGAGCAAGGUACUAAAAGAGACCUCGCUAAAAACAGUUUGACGAUCUAAUUAUAACUUUUCGCAAAUUUGAGAUGGCUUGACUUUGAAUUUUACUGUGAUGACGAAAUUCUAAGAAAAAAAAUUAUUACUUCAAGUUCACAUAAAAUUCAAAACUUAAAAGCAACUUAUUACAUCAACUCGGUGGUUUUCAUUUACAUGAAAUAUUUGGGGUUGACCAUCUUCAUUUACAUCAUCAUUGCACAAAAGCAUCACAUAUCGACAUUUCUAUCCUUGCAGUUUGCAGGAAGUUUGUUACCAUGAAUGUAGUUAAACGGCUUAGCUUGCCACGAGUCUCCCAAAGCUCAGUGGUACCGUAAUAGAAAGGUCGUAGAUCUGAAACCUAUUGGGGGAACUCGGAGUUCUUUUUUCCGAGUACUCUUGUGUCACUCACCGAAUAACAUCAUCUUUCACAUCAUUUUGUAUGGAGGUAAAAUUUCUUUCACGUAACUCAACAGCUUUGAAACGAGCCGCAGAACAGAUCACAGUUAUCGAACCUAAAAGGGCAAGAAACCUCGGUAAGGAGUUGUAAAUAGCAUUGCUUUUGUUUCACUCUUGUUAAAUGAGGGGUUGAGGGGAGGGGUGUUUUAUGCAAUUUCACAUCGCUUUGCUUUAUAUGCUCAAACACUGAACAAUAUUAAGUACCAAUUUCACAUUUCCGGAUGAGGUGAGAAAAAUUACCAAAUAAAUAACUGUCAGGAUGGUCAAUAAUGAUACAAACGUGUAAAGUUUACUUUAUUUUCGUUCAAAUCUCGUUUACUGUUUGGUUCUUAUGCAGUUAUCGCACGGCGCCGUAUACAGCACUCUACAGAAACAAUUGGUCAUCUGAUCGACCAAUGUGACUUGGUUGAACUGCCACCUGAACAUGCUGAGUUACUCCUCAAGUUUGUACCAACUAAAGCAGAGGUGAGCACAGCCAUAACAUGUGUUAGCUGUAUAGCAGGUCAAACCAUCUGUUUGAUGAAAGAAAGAUGAACAAUUUGCAAAUAAUUUUUUUCUAUUUGUUUUUUUAGUUAUUUCCUCCAUUCAAAAGUAUAACAAGGUUGCUUCUGUUGAUAAAAAAAUAAGUAUUGAUAUCGCGCAUUGGAAAAUGCAAAUGAAGUUAUUUGUAGCGAAAGAUGUGGACACUUGUUGAUGAAAAAAAAAAUGAAAUCUCAAUGCAAUCUUGCUCUUCUUUUUAUAACUGAAGGUCUUCAAUUAUUUUCUUUUUUGUUAUCCGUUUAAUUUUAGUUGGCAGGACUGGCUAAGCACGCGAGUGAGUAUUUCAAGCUGGCUGAAGCUGAACAAUUUCUGUUUGAGGUGAGAGAAUAAGUAGAUCAAACUCUUUUUCAAGAACGGGUUGGUAGAGGGGUUUGCCACACUGCAAUUAAGAGUCCAGCUAUUGGGGCUAUCUGGGCUAUUGGGCUGUGUGUUGCUUCUUAGGUAAAAUGAUUCAAAAUCACUGCACAAGGUUCUGAUUUUAUGCCUUGACUUUGGUACAUAUCAUGCUUCAGUGUAACGCGUUUCUCUCAUGAUCCUUUGUAAAUGGUCGUUCUCCCAUGUGAAAUGGUCAUGUUCCUUCAUGCAGUAAGCUCUGGUUAGAAUCUCGACAUCUGUUCACUUACUACGACUUUAUCUUGAUCAGUUCUUCUGAAGUGCCUCUCACACUAGUAACCAUCACCUAAGAUUUGCUUUAACUGUGCACAUAAUUUUGAGCAAGAAAAAUCGCUUUCGGAUCAGAAUAUUAUGCCACCUUUAAACUAGUUUCCAUCUAUAUCAUUUUAGUGUAAAUUUUUUCAUGAUUUUAUUUGAUGAACUGUCUGUAAUAAAAUUAGGACAGACCUUGUUAGUGUAAAUCAGUUAGCUCUCUAUUAUUUGAUUAAGAAGCUAAGAGUUUUUUUCCCCUCACAGAUUGCCAAAGUGGAAAGAUACGAAGCUAAGCUGAGUGUCAUGGCGUUUAUUGGUGUGUUUGACGAACUUAUGAGAACUGUUUUACCGGUGAGCCAUUAUUUUAGAUUGAAGUGACUCAGAGAAAUUAACACUUGCUAUAAGCAAUUCAGAACUCGUGAUAUUCUGUAGGUAAUUAAGUGUUAACAACUGGGUUGAAAACGUAAAUUAGCCACCGUAAAGGGUAAAAAAGCUGACGUUUCGAGCGUUAGCCCUUCGUCAGUCGCUUUGACUAUACUCUCCCACCGACGCAGCACCACAGUUUCUUUAGAAACUUACCCCUUUAUUCAUUCGUGAUAUUCUGUACUUGACACGUCAUGUCAGGUUUUCAACACCGGGCGAAUGUGGGUUUGUCCUCUCCCCAGGUAGGCUCACCAAAAACUGAUAGAUAUACAAUAUGCAUCAUGCACAUGGCGUUAAAUUAAAACAUAUGGUACAUGAGAGUACAUAGCAAUUCCUUUCUAGAUAUUAUAGUUUGUUUAUCAGUGGAUCAUGCUUAAUCUAUCUUUUCAUUUUCAUGAUUUCUUUUCAGCAAGUGGACGCAAUUUUGAGAGCGGCGACGUCUAUAGUCAACAGUGCGAAACUCAAAAAGUUAUUUAAGGUGAAGCUUUAGUUAUAGUUACAUACUUCCUUCUACAGAUUUUCCUGCUGUUAAAUAAUGGAGAACUAGUGUUAUAACAUCGUUAUUUACUUCCGUUUCAGAUUAUACUUAUAUACGGCAACUACAUGAACAGCAGCCGAAGGGGAUUGGCUUAUGGCUUUAAACUGGAAUCUUUGAGCAAGGUAAGAUACGGGAAUUCUCGAAAUCAAAUCGACAAUUUCUUUCACAGUUUCCUCUUUUUUAAGUGCCAUUAAGACUGGCUCAAACGUACGACGCAAAUUAAAACGCAAGGAAAUAUUCGUGUGAAUUGCAAUAGUGCAAAUGUAAGUGCACUUGCCGAUGUAAGAAAUGAGGAAAAAAUAGAGAGAAUUUGAUUUGAGAAUCGAAAGUCCUCCUGUAUUGUUUCAGAGGUACCUUAUUUGUUAAUUUCAGCUGGAAGACACUCGUACUACAGACAGAAGGCAGACAUUCCUCGCUUACAUAGUGGAUGUAGUGCACAAGAAGUUCCCGGAAAUAAAAGAUUUCGCCGAAGAAUUGUUUCUGGACGGAGCAACCACAGGUAAACAUUACAUUCAGUCACCAAGCUACGAAGCCUUUCCAGCCCAAUUAAAUCAUAUUACAUCCAUCCCGCCUUCCCUUGGAAUUCGAAAUUCCUCUUCCAACAACUUAGCUGUGAAGCCACACUUUAUGUUUCAAGUCAAUCAAGAUCUCUUUUUCCCGGCCUUAGAAAGAGUGGAAUAACACCACAUUCGAAUUGUUGAUUAUUUCAAAGACUGUUUAUUUUUCUCUUCAGUCUCCAUGCAGACCCUCGCGGCAGACGUGCAGGGAUUGCGGAAAGGCCUGGAUCUGACAAAGUCAGAGAGAGACAAACAACCAGAUAAUUUCAUUAUAUUCGUAUCCUUUGUCUCCAUCAUUGCUCGUGAUUUAAUUUGCUUUGGCCCUUUAUAGAAAUACUUAACCCUUUACGCCUUAACAUCAGUACACGUAUUCUCCCUACUGUUCCCUGUACAUUUUUUACGGUGCUAUUAAGGAGAAUUUUUUCAACCAUCAAGAGCUUCUUUGGUGAUCAUUUCCUUUAUUCUUGUGACUGUAAUAUGUGAUCCGUGGAUAAUAUUUCAAGGAGAAAUUAGAUGCCAGUCACUCUUAGGGGUGAAAGGAUUGACCUGACCGGAGUGUGUGAUUCAGUACGAUAGGAAGGAGCUUACUCUCACGUGGCCCUAAAACGACAAAUGAUAGUUUUUCUCGCCCUAGCAGAUCACUUUAGAGACCAAAGCUCUCUCCAUGGCCUACCUUUAGUACCGUGACAAAUUUUAAUGAUUGAUUUCAGUGACUAAUGUCGAUGCUGAAAUUAAAAAAAUUACAUUUGAUUGCUUAUCCGUGUACUUGUAUGCAUUUCUUAACAUGCUUGAUUAUUCAGACAUUCUACAAUGCGGCUUUCAAGAAAGUCCAGCGCGUUACUGAACGCUAUCGUAAGGUGGAAGAGGUUUAUGCGCAGGUAUGCACGCUAUUUGGAGAAAAUCCUCGAGUGGUAGAACCUUCGGACUUCUUCAAGACCUUCAUUGAUUUCAUUGCGAACUUCAAGGUAUUGGAAUAUCAAAGAAUGACUUUUAUGUUCAGUUAUGGGUUGUAAUGGAGAAAGAAUCCUAACUUUAUCAGAAGAAACAAUUUUUCGAAUAAGGAGCUAGGCAGUAGAAAAUAGAGAGGUAUAUUUUAAUUGCGCAACAGACGUUUGUGACAAGUUUAAAUGGCUUAAAGGCAUUUGUGAGUCUGUCAUCAAAGCCCAACGUGAAUAAAGUCGUACAUAAUUAUUGUAAAGAUUCGACGGAUGAAGAAUCCUUCAGACAACACCUUUAUCGGCACAAAUUUAACUGGGACCAUGUACUGUCCACCAACGCUUUUUUUUUUUGAUGAUGAGGUUGUUUGACGUUAUGAUUACUCAUGUUGUAUUGCCUCUUAUAAACUUUCUUUAACAUAUUUGAAAACCUGAAAAUCUAAGAUUUCGAAGGUAGAUGGGAACUCCAAAGGGGUAAAACACUACCAAAAUUCGAGAUCGCGACACACACAGUACUAAGAAUGACGCACCUGAAAGCGUCAGCUGUAGACACUUGUGGCUAAUUUACAUUAUCAACUCAGUUAAUAAAACCAACUUAUCUUGUUAUACCCCUCACUGACGCAGCACCACAGUUUCUUUAGAAACUUAACUCCUUUGUUAAUUUGUCUGAAAUUGGUUGAGUUAGGAUGACUUUAAGCGCGUAGGUUUAUCAGGAGCCUUGCAGCCCUAUGCUAUGACAUCAGUUUUCUUUCAAGGGAGAGGCAAGAUAUAACACGCAUGUCCUUUCGUCCUAUCAAUUUUUUCAUAACACCUCUCCGAAGUUGUUAGUGGGUCCUCUCCGAACUUGAUAGCUGCGUCCAAAUGCUCAGCUGAUGUUGCAAAAAAACCACAUGGCUUACGUUGAGUAAUAUAUGCUUCCCUUUUUAUACUUUGUAUGCUUUGAUUUCUCCUUCUCGUAGAAAGCUGUGAGGGACUUGGAAGAACUAAAGCGACAAGAGGAUGCAGAGGUCAAGUUGAGGCGCAUGCUCAGUGAAGAGGACUCAGCUAAGGCGCGUCUCAAAGUUGCGAAUGCAGCUGCUAGUGAAGGUCAGCGGAGAUCUUUUUACAACCAAAACAACCGGUUUUUGUUGACGUGAGACAAGCUAUAGCAGGAGAAAGCAACGGAAAGGAGAUUAUCAAGACAGAGACGCGUUGAUGUGAUUUUGUACAGUCAUUUUCGUCGUUGAAGAAAACUAUGACUGCGAUUAAAAUUGCUAUGAUAAUUUAUAUCUUUUGAAUAAUUUAUACAUUAAAAAUAAUCUAUUCUAUCGGGAGAAAAUAUUUUGUUAAAGCUAUAAGCGUUAUUUUUAAUGCUGUUUAAACAUUUUUUCUUUCAACUUUUAUAAUUUGAUAUUUUUAAAUGCAAGAAGUUACAGUAUUUAUAAUUUCUAUAGUCGUCAAACAAAUGCCCUAGCGUAUUACUUCGGUGGAUGUUGCUGUUACGUAAUCCUGCCUUCUUUAGAAUUAACUCACAGACAGUCUUUGCUAAAAAAAGGUCGCUUUUUCUAAGGGCUAUUUUGACCAUUUUGUUAUAGUUCGUGUGUAGGACUCGCCAGUUAAACUUGGUUUUCACUAGCAACGGAAACACGAGCGUAACCACAAACGUAACGAUGUCAGCUCUUCUUUCAACGUGAAAACAGCCGCGACGCAAGCACAAGGAUCGCAAUUUUUUUUUGUCUCGCGCUCAUGGUUGCGUCGAGGCCGUUUUCACGGUGAAAUAGUACGUGUUAUUCUUGCGUUUGUCGUUAGUGAAAACUAAGCUUAGGAUAACAUUGUUCACUGUUUGUAUUCACAAGAUGUAACUUUUUUUAAUCAAAUACCAGAUCGAGUUAUCCUCGGGUUUGUAUUCGAAUAAUCCCUUUUGUAGAUAUUUUAAAAAACAUCCUUUGAGGAAGUUUACACAUUCGGUUUUUUCUUAUAAAGAAGUAAUUUAAUCAUGAACGGUCUUCCCUUUCAUCGGAAGCAUUCGGCUUACAUAAAAUAACCGCAUUGUAAAUAAAGGGAAUUGGUGUGGAAAUCCCUGACUUGGAAUUAAAGUUAAAAGUAUCUCGUAUGUCAUUAAUGGUGUUCUGAAUUAGUAACGUUGUUAUUGAACUCUUUAAGUCUCAAGAGAGACCAAGACAAAAUUUCUCCUUUUGGGAAUGAGAUGGUUAAUGACUUUUCCUUCUUUACAGUUACCGUAACGUCUGAAUUUGUCUUUGGAGAAUGUAUCGAUUAUGGGGGACAACUCUUUAAAUGGGUAUCGGAAAGAUUCGAUAAGUUAGGCCAGUUAAGCUCAUCUCGAGAAUCCUGUGAUUACAAACGCAAGAGCUUUGUUUGUUUUUCUCGCAAGUUCCUGAAUUGUCUGCUGAUCAGCUCAGUGCUGCAACAACCACCAAGAAAAAGCGGUUGAAUAGACAUUGAAUUGCUUCCUUGUGCCUUGCUUGAUGUUUUGAAAAUAUCCCAAGUAGCGGAACGUACAGUGUUUUCAAUCUCUCUAUGUCAAUUAUUUGCACAUUCCAGGAU